AUGGCGGCGACCAAGAGGAAGCGGCGUGGAGACCUGGCGUUCCAGACCAAGAGGGCAAAAAAAAGUAAAAAAGAUGCCGGACCGCCGGCUAAACCGCACGACACGGCAGAGGAGGCGGAGGAGGGAGAUAGAGACCGUAUUCCAGGCCCCGUUUGCAAGGGCAAGUGGAAAAAUAAGGAACGCAUUCUCAUCUUUUCUUCCAGAGGAAUAAAUUUCAGAACAAGACACUUAAUGCAAGACUUAAGAAUGUUAAUGCCUCAUUCUAAAGCAGAUACUAAAAUGGAUCGUAAAGAUAAAUUAUUCGUGAUUAAUGAGGUCUGUGAAAUGAAAAACUGCAAUAAAUGUGUCUAUUUUGAGGCCAAGAAAAAGCAGGAUCUCUAUAUGUGGUAAGGGAAUGUAGUAAGAAAGAUUUGGGUGGAACUGGUUUGUGUAAUUCAUACCCUAGCUGAACUAAAGAUGACUGGAAACUGUUUGAAAGGUUCUCGGCCCCUUUUAUCUUUUGAUCCAGCAUUUGAUGAAUUACCACAUUAUGCUUUGUUAAAAGAACUCUUUAUUCAGAUCUUUUCUACACCACGGUAUCAUCCCAAAAGCCAGCCAUUUGUGGACCAUGUGUUUACUUUCACCAUUUUGGAUAAUAGGAUAUGGUUUCGGAACUUUCAGCAUCGCCGCAUCAUAAGAUCCAUCACAGCUGCAAAAUACAAAGAGAAACAGCAAGUGAAAGAUGUGCAGAAACUGAGAAAGAAAGAACCAAAGACUAUUCUUCCACAUGAUCCCACUGCAGAUGUUUUUGUGACACCAGCUGAGGAAAAACCAAUAGAAAUACAGUGGGAAAAACCAGAGCCAAAAGUUGAUUUGAAAGCAAGAAAGAAAAGGAUAUACAAAAGGCAAAGGAAAAUGAAACAGAAGGUGAACAGUGGGAAUGCAAAAUGA
Molecule: messenger RNA, 930 nt
Organism: Orycteropus afer afer
Lineage: Eukaryota; Metazoa; Chordata; Mammalia; Tubulidentata; Orycteropodidae
Gene: BRIX1
Product: biogenesis of ribosomes BRX1
Exons: 8
Biological process (GO): ribosomal large subunit assembly; rRNA processing
Cellular component (GO): nucleolus
Molecular function (GO): rRNA binding
Source: RefSeq, a predicted model, not a curated record